GCUCGCUACCAUCACACUCGACUCGUUCACCUCAAACAACGUAUUUAACGUUGUCCCCGGCUCUCAAGGUGGUGCAUGAUACGCCACCUCCUCUUCGCCACCACAAAACAGCUCUCUCACAGAGCACUCCACCACUCAUCACCAUCCCUCCUAGCUCUCCUCUGCCGUCAACUCGCAUCUGGCACCCAGUUGCCACUCAACACACGCCACUUUCACUACACACCCACCAUGUCGGCCCCAGAGGCGACUAAGCCCCAGGCUGAGGCUACCCCCGCUGCCUCGAGCGGCGCCAGCACCCCCACUACCGACGGCUCCGCUCCGUCGAAGAAGGGAGCUAAAAAGGCCGCCAAGCUCGCGGAGAAGGCUGCCAAGCAGGCCGCUAAGGCUUCGACUGCCUCUGCUCAGCCCGCUGCUCCCAAGAAGGAGAAGAAGGAGAAGGAGAAGAAGGUCGAGCAGCCCGCCGAGGAGUGGAUCAACCCCACUCCGGAGGGCGAGAAGAAGGAUGUCUCCGGAGACCUCUGGGCUGGCGGCUACGACCCCGUCAAGGUCGAGGCCGCCCACUACGCCUGGUGGGACAAGCAGGGCUUCUUCCAGCCCAAGUACCAGGAGGACGGCUCACCACUUCCCAAGGGCACUUUCUCCAUGGCAUUCCCCCCUCCCAACGUCACUGGCAAUCUGCACAUCGGCCACGCUCUUACCGUCGCCAUCCAGGACGCGCUCAUCCGCUGGAAGCGCAUGCAGGGUUACACCACCAUCUUUGUCCCAGGCUACGACCACGCCGGUAUCGCUACCCAGGCUGUUGUCGAGAACCGCUUGCUGAAGACUGAGGGCCACUCUCGGCAUCACUACGGGCGCGAGAAGUUCCUCGAGAAGGUCUGGGACUGGAAGGACCAGUACCAGGCCAACAUUACCAACCAGAUGCGCCGUCUCGGUGGAUCGUUUGCGUGGGACCGUGUGGCCUUCACCAUGUCAGAUGAACUCUCCGAGGCCGUCAAGGAGGGCUUCAUCACUAUGCACGAGAAAGGCCUCAUCUACCGCGCCAACCGUCUCGUCAACUGGUGCUGCUACCUCAACACGUCGCUGUCCAACCUCGAGGUCGACCAGAAGGAGCUGACUGGGCGCACUCUCAUGAACGUCAAGGGUUACGACGCCAAGGAGCGCUUCGAGUUCGGUGUCAUCACCUCCUUCAAGUACCCUAUUGAGAACUCGGACGAGUUCAUUGUCGUCGCCACCACACGUCCCGAGACCAUGCUUGGUGAUACCGCCGUUGCCGUCCACCCCGACGACCCGCGGUACAAGCACCUCCACGGCAAGUUUGUCGUCCACCCCUUCAAUGGCCGCCGCAUUCCCAUCGUCACCGACGCUAUCACCGUAGACAUGGAGUUCGGAACUGGUGCGGUCAAGAUCACUCCCGCCCACGACCCCAAUGACUUCGAGUGCGCCCAGCGCAACAACCUCGAGUUCAUCAGCCUGAUGAACGACGAUGGCACCUACAACGAGAACGCCGCCCCCUUCGCGGGCAAGAAGCGCUUCCACGUCAGGAAUGAGGUCGUUGCGGCCCUCAAGGAGAAGGGUCUCUACGUGGGUCAGGAGGACAACGCCAUGUCUAUCCCUAUCUGCUCGCGCUCGGGCGAUGUCGUCGAGUCGAUCAUGAAGCCCCAGUGGUGGGUCAGCUGCAAGCCGAUGGCCGACGACGUCCUUAAGCGCACUGCCGCGGGUGAGCUCGAGCUUAAGCCCAAGGCGAUGCAGGGUGACUGGACUCGGUGGAUGGAGAACAUGCAGGACUGGUGCAUCUCGCGUCAGCUUUGGUGGGGCCACCGGUGCCCUGCCUACCUCAUGUCUUACGAGGGUGAGAGCCCCGACAGCGCCGACGAGAAGAACUGGAUCAUUGCCCGCUCGCUCGAGGACGCCACCAAGGAGGCCGACAAGCGCGCCAACGGUCGCAAGUACACUCUUGAGCAGGACGAGGAUGUCCUCGACACAUGGUUCUCCUCCGGCCUCUGGCCCUUCUCCACGAUGGGUUGGCCCAACAAGACCAAGGACCUUGAGCACUUCUACCCCAACUCGAUCCUUGAGACUGGAUGGGACAUCAUCUUCUUCUGGGUUGCCCGCAUGGCCUUCUUCGGCACUGUUCUCACCGGCAAGAUGCCCUUCAAGGAGGUCUACCUCCACCCCAUGGUCCGUGACGCCUGGGGCCGCAAGAUGUCCAAGUCGACCGGCAACGUCAUUGACCCGCUUGACGUUAUCACUGGCCAGAACCUGCAGAAGCUCCACAACGACCUCCGAAGCGGCAACCUGCCUGAGUCGGAGAUCCAGAAGGCCGAGCAGGGCCAGAAGAAGCUCUUCCCCAAGGGCAUUCCUCAGUGCGGCACCGACGCCCUCCGCUUCACUCUCUGCAACUACGCCCAGGGUGGUCGAGACAUCAACCUCGAGAUCGGCCGUGUUGAGGGAUACCGCAAGUUCUGCAACAAGCUCUGGAACGCCACUAAGUUUGCGCUUUUCCGUCUUGGUCUCGUCGACCUUGAGGGCAAGAGACUGCAGAGCACUUUCGUCCCGAACGACUCGGCAAAGCCUACCGGCAAGGAGAGCAUUGCUGAGAAGUGGCUGCUGCAGCGCCUUAACAUCGCCGCCGCGGGCGUCAACUCGUGCAUGGAGAACCGUGACUUUGCCGAGGCGACUAACUACGCAUACCGCUUCUUCUUGAACGACUUGUGCGACGUCUUCAUUGAGGCGACCAAGCCGACUUUCGAAUCGGGCGACGACACACCAGAGAAGGUCUCGGCCCAGAACACGCUUUACACCGCUCUCGAGGGCGGUCUUAAGCUUCUCCACCCCUUCAUGCCGUACGUUACCGAGGACUUGUGGCAGCGCCUGCCCCGCCGCGCUGGCGACGAGACACCCUCUAUCAUGGUCUCUACCUUCCCAGAGGAGAUCUCCGAGUACAACUUCCCUGAGGCCGAGAACCAGUUCAACCUCGUCAACGACGUCAUCAAGUCGGCGCGUACCAUUGUCGGCCUGUACAACUUGCCAACGAACGGCAAGACGCUCGAGGACAAGAUCACUGUCGUCGUCCAGACCAAGAACCCCGAGCUCAAGGCCAUGCUCGAGACGCAGGCACCUAUCAUCGUGGCGCUCACCAAGGGUGCUGGGCAGGCGCUCUUCGUCGCCGAGGACAGCGAGGUUCCUCGCGGGUGCGGUACCGAGACCGUCACCGCCGAGGUCAACGUCCACGUCCCUGUUGAGGGCAAGGUCGACGCCAACGCCGAGAUUGGCAAGCUUGAGAAGAAGCAGGCGCUCGCCGAGGGCAACCGCGACAAGCUUGUCAAGGUCACACAGCAGGCCAACUACGAGACCAAGAUCCGCGAGGAGGUCCGUGCUGAGAACGCUGAGAAGCUGCAGAAGUUCGAGGCCGAGAUCGAGACAAUUCGCCUUGGCAUCGAGCGUUUCAAGCUGUUGCUGUAAACAUCGAUCAUAUAAGUGUGUAGAGGGGAU
This is a messenger RNA of Cutaneotrichosporon oleaginosum, 3492 nucleotides long. RefSeq lists its product as uncharacterized. NCBI's taxonomy places the organism in Eukaryota, Fungi, Basidiomycota, Tremellomycetes, Trichosporonales, Trichosporonaceae. Gene Ontology annotation, cellular component: cytosol. Gene Ontology annotation, biological process: valyl-tRNA aminoacylation. The record is from RefSeq and is a predicted model, not a curated record. Gene Ontology annotation, molecular function: ATP binding; aminoacyl-tRNA deacylase activity; valine-tRNA ligase activity.